Messenger RNA from Mollisia scopiformis, 1220 nucleotides. RefSeq lists its product as uncharacterized. Gene Ontology annotation, biological process: mycotoxin biosynthetic process. The record is from RefSeq and is a predicted model, not a curated record. The coding region runs from base 334 to 1167 and encodes 277 amino acids. The transcript has 6 exons. Lineage: Eukaryota; Fungi; Ascomycota; Leotiomycetes; Helotiales; Mollisiaceae.
CAGAGUGAAGCGCGCAUGAGAGGGACUAUCCUUGCGCGCGGUAGUGAGUCGCAUUAUUAUUUGACGUAAGGGCGAGGCGCGGUGUGGAGAACUUCUUACUCUUCUCUUUCCCCUCUGCUUAGUCGGCUCGCUACCCCUUGCCACCUCGCUUCGACUAACUCCACCACAGCGCGCAACCAUCGCGAGACGCGGUCUAUGGCUCAUCCGCUCUUUUGAGAAUACUCACCUAAAUUCAAGUGUGGGUGGAACCAAGAUACCAACUUUGAUCUAUUGUAAAGCUAUCAGAGGAAGAUUCUGUUCCUCCUACUCCUCGAAUCUCGAAACAUCUUCAGUAUGGCAUCACUGAGCGAGUAUCAAAUGGAUGAGCUUUUGCCCGAAAAAUCUUCCACGGACGCUUUACUAGCACUACACAGGGAACCCAAUGCUCGUUGGCAAGAGAAGCCACAACCAGUCUAUCAGUGGCGGAUUCUCAAAUUGGGCUUCCAAAGUGCUUGUUUGGUGGUGAACUUGGUCGGCCUCUCGAUAAUUGCCAUAACCUUGCCUCACUAUAUUCGAAGACACACUGAAGCCAACUGUGGUCUCCCAACAGAUACUUUGCUAGGUAAUAUUGGAUGGGUCAACGUCGCCCUUGAAAGCGAGCAAAGAUUUGUGGACGCGGAUCCUAUGGACUUUGACGGAGGAACUUCCACAUCGAUAUGGAACGAAAUAUAUCCAAGUGCUUGGGUCUGGGUGGACAACCCUCAAAGAAUCGGCUUUGGUGGAGGGAUAAAGAUAAAAGAAUUCGCUCAAGACGCAUCGAUUUGGAAUGAAGCACAAGAAGGCUUCACUGUUGCAGUUAUGCAUGAAAUACAUUGCGUGGCGCAAAUGAAGCGAGCAUUGAUUCAGUAUCGGAGAGAGAAUAUGACAAGCAUACCCAACGAGCAUUUAGACCACUGUGUUGAAUAUCUCAGACAAGCUACGAUGUGUCAUGGUGACAUGACACUGGAAAGACCUGAUGAUGCUAUGGCAUACCCGCAAUAUACUUCAGGUUGGGGUGACGUCCAUCACUGCCGUGACUGGGGUCAGGUUCACGAGGCUAUAAGUUCUCGUGCUAUAAAGCGAGGAAGUAAGGGAUGGCAGAAGUCCACGCCUUAUGUAAAAACCCACUUAGUGAUUCCAAGAAGUUGAAAGAUCUCAUAUAAUUACUGUCUCCAGCAACUCUUAACAAUUUUUUGUCUUGG